CGCUUCCGGGGCAGCGGCGCUUCCGGGGCAGCGGCACCGCGGAAGCGGCGGCGGCGGCGCGGCCCGGCCCGGCCGUGAGCGGUACCGUUAGGCUAUGAGAGCUUUAAUGGAACUAGAAGUGCAGUAACACAGUGAAUGAGGCACAGCAUUAAAUCUCGUUAUCGGGAAGCUUUGAGCAGAGUGUCAGCGUAUCAAACGUAUUGGAGACAGUGGCUUUUCAAAGCACCUGAGUGUCUCAGUGCUAGAGAGCAGGAAAAUGUUUGCAAAAUUGAAGAAGAAGAUAGCAGAAGAGGCAGCUAUUGCUCCCCGACCAGGAGGAGCUGCCAGGAUACCCAGGUCUGUCAGUAAAGAGUCAAUUGCAUCCGUGGGAGCAGACUCCGGAGAUGACUUUGCUUCUGAUGGAAGCAGCUCUAGAGAGGAUCUUUCAUCCCAGUUAUUCAGAAGAAAUGAACAAAUCAGAAAACUGGAGGUCAAGCUGUCUGAUUAUGCUGAUCAGAUCCGAAACUUGCAGAAGAUGAAAGAGAAGCUGGAGAACGCUUUAGAGAAGCACCAGGAUUCCUCCAUGAGGAAGUUUCAGGAGCAGAAUGAAGCUCACCAGGCCAGUCGAGCCAAGAUGGCUGAAGGGAUGGCUUUGGCCUUAGAAAAAAAAGACCAGGAGUGGAUGGAGAAACUGGGUCAAGUUGAAAAGGAAAGAAAAGUGCUUGAAAAACAGUUAGAAGAAAUGAGAGAGCAGAGUUUGAACCUUUUUCAAAAGAGAGAUGAAAUGGAUGAACUGGAGGGCUUUCAACAGCAGGAAAUUGCCAAAGUUAAACACAUGCUUUUGAAAAAGGAGGAAGCUCUGAGCAAAGCGAAGCAGGAGUUAGAGGCGUGCACUGGAGAGCUCACCCACACGAAGGCGGUGCUGCAGGAGGCAGAUGCCAAGACAGAAGGCCUGAGCAAGGAGCUGCAGGGGCUGUGCCAGCGGCUCUCAGAGCUGGAGGCACAGAGAGAUGAACUAAUGACAGCUGAGACAAAUGCAGAAAAUAAGAUCACUGCUCUGGAGUUAAGAGAACAGGAGCUACAAACUGUCAUUCAGAAGCUUUCUGUAGACUUGCAAAAUGCUCGAGUUGCUGGUUCUGGUUGUGAGAAGAGACUGGAAACGUUGCAGGUGGAACAUGAAUCUCUGAAGGUGGAAUAUGAACAACACAAGCAAAAGGUGACUUCUGAAUUUGCUGAGAAAAAUAAACUUACUGAGCAGCUGCAGGAAAAGGUGUCGUCCUUGGAAAAGAAGCUAGAAAGGAAUCUUUCAGGGGAUGAACAUGUGCAGGAACUACUCAAAGAGAAAGCUACACUUGAGCAGAAGCUGGAUGAAACCAGGCAGCAGGUGCUGACAGAACGAGUGCAUCACCUGGAGGCUUUGAACCGCUUGGAAACACAGAAUAAAGAGCUGGAGCACAAACUGCAGACUGCAACAGAAGCAUUUAGGAAGAGUGAAGAAGCAGGUGCUGAGCAGGAUCUGAAGAUACAGAAGUUGCAAACUGACCUGGAGGAUGAAAGAAGUAAACUACAGCAACAGAUUUUAAGUGAGAAACACCAGUAUGACCAGAAAGUUACUGAGAUGGAGUCUCAAAUUGCUGCUCUUGAAACAGCUUGGGAAUUUGAUAAAGCAGCUGCUCAGCACAAGAUUAGCCAGUUGGAAAAGGAAAAUGAAAGUCUUAAUGGAAGCAGGGAAGAGUAUGAGAGUUCUUUAAAAACCCAAGAGUCUGAAUUGAACAGGCUGAAGAGUGAGUUGAGCAGCAGAGAGACUGUCAGCGUUGAAAUUGCCAAAGCGUUGGAAGAAACACGAAACCAGAGGGAGGAAUUACAGCAGCAGGUUUCACAUCUGGCUUCCUUAAUAAAGGAAAAAGACCAGCUGAUUGAUGAGAAAGGUGAUAUGCUUCUGAAACAGAGAGAAGAAUUAAACCAACUCAGUCAAGAUCAUGAGGCUGUCCUGCUGCAGAUGCAGCAGUUGCAGUCUGACAUAGAAGCGAGUAACAGCCGAGCAGUGGAGAAAGAGGAAACGGCGAGAAAGGAGAUUGACGGACUGAAGCUGCAGAUACAGGAGUGCCUGUUGGCCAGAGAACAUGAGAAAAAUGUUUCAGAGGCAGAGGAGUCCAUGGGGGCCUUGAGCAACAACCAUUUCCAUUCUCCAGAAAACCGUGUGGUGGAACAGAAUGGAGAGGUGGCAGCUGCAGAUGUCAUUCAACUCCAGAAGGAUAACAAAGAACUGGAACAGCAAAUUGCUGAGAAAAACAAGAUGAUAAAGCAGCUACAGCAAAGAAUGACAGAACUUAAGAAGACCCUCCAGAAAGAGCUGAAGAUAAGGCCUGACAGUGAGGUGUCUGAAGUACGAGAAAAAGCAAAUUCUGAAGUGCCUAAUGCUUCUGUGACUGUCACAAACAACUCUGAUUUAAAUGACUCAAGGGAGAUAAACUUUGAAUACCUUAAACAUGUUGUACUGAAAUUCAUGUCCUGCCGAGAAUCUGAGGCAUUCCAUCUAAUUAAAGCUGUAUCUGUGUUACUGAAUUUUUCACAAGAGGAAGAAAACAUGCUUAAAGAAACCUUGGAGUACAAGAUGUCAUGGUUUGGGUCGAAACCAUCUCCCAAAGGCAGCAUCCGUCCGUCUAUCUCGAGCCCAAGGACAGUGUGGCCUUAAGGGCACCUGAGAACAGGCAGUCAGCAUCCAGCCACUUUUUUCUGUGAAAAGAAUGCUGAACACACUAAUUCAGGUGUGUCUUAAUCACUGUCAUUGCAGUAUUUUGUACAAGAACUUCUGACACUGUUUACAGAACUAAUGCUGUGCAAGGAAAAACGUCACUACAAACUGAAACACCACCUGGGUUGGAUUUGGGGACCGUGGUGUCCUGGUGGCAGUCAGCUCAUCCUGGGCACCAGAGGCUGCUGCCAGCCUCACCCACAGCUGCUGCCCUUCAGGCUGCCAGGAUGCUGCUUCCAGCUUCAGUGACCGAGUGCUGGAGUUGGGUGGCUGCAGGCACAGUAAAGCUUCCUUGUCUCGCUGUGGAAAGCAUCAAUGACAGAAGACGUUGGCAGUACCAUACUGAGUUUGUGAGGGUUUUCAAAGCCUUUCAAAGAACAGGAGCAGGAGCUUUAACCAAAAAAAGAAAUCUGCCUUGCCUUGUUAUACUGACCUAACUAAUAGUUUGCAGUUUUUCAUAUCACUGUGUAAUUUGAGGUGCAUAUAUCCUGGCCUGCAGUCUGAGGGCUGCAUGUUGAUGACUAUUUAAUUUGAGAGCACAACUUUAGAGUUGUCUGGUUUUACUUUUCUUAAAGAAAAAAAAUAUUCAGAAUGGUCUUAAUGAUAGUACCUAAUCCUGAGUCGCCUUUCACACUCACCUGUUAGCUGUACCAUAGGUUGUUAGCCUGGGGAAGGAGGGGUAGUAAACCAUUUAACGUUUUCUAAUCUGAUUUCCAGGUAUUGUAAAUGCACACCGACAGUACCUUUUAUUUCAGAAAGAAUUAAUCUAGUGAUAAGGGGUGAAGAAUGUUGGUACUGAACAUUUUGAUUUUAGUUUUUUUUCUCCUCCAAGUCUGCUAGCAACAACCCUUCAUCCCCAGCAGCCCCCCCUGGGGUUGUGCUUCUGUGCUUCAAAUACUGAUGCUCAUAAAACUGUUAUGAACACGUAGUGGGCUGUUAACUGUGCCCUGACUACGGGGCAGAAGGAACGCUGCUCACGAGGGUGUUGGUUUUGAGGGCAGAAUUCAGCUCUUAAUGAAUAAAUCUUGGUUCCAGCAGCUUGCUUUCCUUCCCCUCAUGAACAGGGGACCAAGGCAGCACUUACCUCCAUGGAAGCAGAGUUGUGGCUGUGGUUAAUAUCACCACUGUGAAAUCUAGAUGAAAAUGGGAAGCAGCUCUAAGUGUGACUCUUGAAAUAAGAUGUAUUUCCAGGAAACUCCAUGUGUGUGGAACUCCAUAGGCAGGCUGCAAUUCUGGUAGUUCUUACAGUGAGGUUUGUGUUACUAACAAUGCAUUUAUUGAAGAUAUUCCAGAACAUUCAGCCUGUCCUCUAGUGGAGACACAGUCACCGUGCAGCUCUCUGCUGUGCCAACGGGGCUCUGAGUGACCUUGGUGGUUGCAGUCAAAGGUGCUGUGUCAGAGCUGGAGCCUGUGAGCCCUGCACACUCCUCCUGUGAUGGAGAGGGCAGAACCUUUCCUUCCCCUGAGGCUGGUCACUGCAGCUCUGCACCCCAGCAGGCUGCCCCCAUUUCCAGCCACCUCCCUGCCCCAGGCACUUGCAGGGACUGUUGCCCUGGUACAGGUGACACUCCUCAGCUUGGAGCUGGGUUCUAUUUGUUUUAAGUCAGGCAAACCAACUGGGUAUUUUUUGGUACACUGAAGCUUGUCCAAACAGCUCUCAGUAAUCCCAGCCACCACACUGAAGGUCAGCGUGGGGCCAGCCCUGGACAGAGAACAGCUCUGCUCUAGUCUGAAAAUAGACAAUCAAAAAGAGGGUUUAUACCAAUUGUUCCUGUACUGAAGUGGGGGCAGGGUAAUGCUAGUGGCUCUGGGAAGAUUUUACUCUCUAAGGGUUUUCUGUAGAAUGCCCCUGUGGCCUGGCCUGUUCCUGUGGGACAGAACCCCUCUGCUCAGGCUGCUGCCUGCCUGGUGACUUAAUCGGUUUAUGUUGAUCCCAGCUUGAAAGGUUACAGCUGAACAGUGGGAAACACUGUGCAGGCCCCUGGCAUGGAGUGACAGCACCAUCUUAGCUUACGUGUUCACUAACAACUUGUUUCAGAUCCCAAAGCUCACACAUCAUCAACUUACCAUGAACUACUUCUGCAGUGUUGGAUUUUCUUUAGGUAUCAGAGCAAGAGUGUUGUGUGUACAUAGAAGCUGAUGCACUUUCCCUUGUAUAAAGCAGUGGUAUACAUAAUCCUUUCUAUGGCCUUUGGCCUCCUUUCCUUCUCUGCUGUACAUAUGGAUUGUAUUAUGAAACACUAUGAAAUUUGUGGUGCAAUACAUUUUGGAUCAAAACCCUAA
This is a messenger RNA of Colius striatus (speckled mousebird), 5017 nucleotides long. It is a transcript of the gene GOLGA1, whose product is annotated as golgin A1. The record is from RefSeq and is a predicted model, not a curated record. Bases 257 to 2674 code for a protein of 805 amino acids. NCBI's taxonomy places the organism in Eukaryota, Metazoa, Chordata, Aves, Coliiformes, Coliidae. The transcript is spliced from 23 exons. Gene Ontology annotation, cellular component: Golgi apparatus.